This is a messenger RNA of Cordyceps militaris CM01, 5478 nucleotides long. RefSeq names its product ankyrin repeat protein. The transcript is spliced from 6 exons. The record is from RefSeq and is a predicted model, not a curated record. The coding region runs from base 1 to 5478 and encodes 1825 amino acids. NCBI's taxonomy places the organism in Eukaryota, Fungi, Ascomycota, Sordariomycetes, Hypocreales, Cordycipitaceae. Gene Ontology annotation, molecular function: protein binding.
AUGGAAGCCCUCCCACAGCUGCCUGCUCCUCAUGGACAGCUCGCUCGUUACAUCGCCGACAACACAGACAAAUCCAUGAUUGACAUCAUGGAGCCCUAUCGCAAGUACGAAGCAGCACUCCGAGGCGUUUUUGCGCAGGAUCGCCAGAAUCCUGCUCUCAAUGACCCGCACAUCAAUGUUCUACCCCUCUUCACCGAGGAUACCAGCCGCAUCACCACCCGGGCUCGAGACCUUGCGUCCGAAUCCGACGAGGAAAAGUCCAAGUACAUCAUGGCACUUCCGGACGAGCAGCGUCGGGUGCAUGGUUCUCCGGCCACCGUCGGCAGCAUUGAUGCGUUCAAAAAAAACUUCAAUCUCUUCUCUGAGUCUUCUCUGUCAGAACUUGACUGGAGCAAUGUUGUCGCUGCUGGUUCUUCUGUCGUCAAUUGUCUCUUGCCUGUUCCCGAGGCCUUCAAUGUGAACAAGCGCAAGCUCCGCGAGUACUAUCACGAAAAGUUUUGCCCCGCGUCGGACGUUGACUUGUUUCUCUACGGACUUACUCACGAUGAGGCUGUUGAGAAAAUUCACACGAUUGAGCAAGCCAUCCGUGAUGCUAUUCUGAGCGAGGUCACCGUGGUGCGUACAAAGUACGCCAUCACGAUUGCAAGCCAAUACCCCGUCCGCCAUGUUCAGAUUGUUCUGCGUGUUUACAAGUCCGUUAGCGAGAUCCUCACUGGUUUCGACAUUGAUGCGGCAGGAGGAGCGUAUGAUGGCAAGCAGGUGUACGUGACACCCCGUGCGCUCGGAAGCUUCAUCACUCAGGUGAAUCAUGUCGAUCUAAGCCGCCGGAGUCCGUCAUAUGAGAAUCGUCUUUCCAAAUACUCUCAUCGAAGCUUUGAGGUGUAUUGGGCUGAUUUGGACCGCAAGCGAGUCGACCCAACUAUUUUCGAAAGAAGCUUCCAGCGAACCCUUGGCCUGGCACGCCUUCUCGUUCUUGAGCGGCUACCUACCAGCUCAGCGAGAGAGACGUACCAGAACAAGAGACGCCAGGAAAGAGGCAGGCCUCAGAUUCAACGUCAAACCUUUCGUUUGUUCGGUAAUAUCAAGGGCAACCACGAGGAUGAAAUCGCUGAUUGGCUUUCCGAGGAGGAUGUCAGCAGCUACCAUACCUUCACGGUGCCGUACGGAGAAAAGUUCCACGCCAAGCGCAUUGAAAAGCUUUGCUAUACCAGAGACUUGCUGUUGAAUGCAGAGUGGAAUCAACCCAAGGAUCGCAAGGUCUACUUGCAUCGGCACCCUGCAUUUUUUGGUCGAGUCGAGGAUGUGAUUGAAGAUUGCUGCGGCAGCUGUCCGGUCCCUGUCACGCAAGAGGAAACCGAAGUUGCUGAGAAGGAAGCAGAGAUAUACAUCUCGGGCAAGGUAUCGUUCAUGAUUGAUGAUCCCGGCAGACAGCAGAUUGGCUCUUUCAAUCCUCUCACAGAGCAGGAUUGGACUGAUAUGGCCUACGUCGGCAACACCGCUCGACUAUGCCAGUCCAUUGUCGACGGCGAUCUAGAGGAUGUCAUGAACUGGUUGUCUCAGGAAGGUGCGGAUCCGAAUCAGCGAGACUACACAGGCAGAUCGCCUCUUCAACUGGCUGUCAGCUCAUCUACUGCCGAAAUUGUAAAGUGUCUAGUCGAUCAUGGAGCCCGCUUGACAGCGCGCCUUGUGGAUGGAAAGACGGCUCUUCACCUCGCUGCCGCCCGCGGAAAUGCCGAAAUUGUCAAGAUUUUGAUGGAGAAGAGCAUCAGCAAUGAGGAAGAGGAGAAUGACAAACAUGACCGAAAACGACGAGCUGAAAAGUCGGAAUCGCACGAAACAAAAGAAUCCACCAAGGAAUCGCGCGACAGCGACGAGGAAUCCGAAAGCGAAGAUGAAGACUCGGACGGGGAGCUCGUAGAAGCUACCACGACGGCAGACGUGGUCUCUGUGAUUACAGGUUCCUUUGUCAAGGUCAAAGAUGCUUCAAAGGGCGAUGAGGAUCGUCUUCCAGAGGAGUCCGAGGAUGAACCAGAUUACUACCAGAUUGACGUUUUGGGGUGGGACAUUCCGUGCUCUCCUCUACAUCUGGCUAUCGCAGAGGGUCACGAGCAUAUUGUCCAGCUUCUUUGCGACUACGGCGCCGAUGCCAUUCUCCCUGUCAAAUUCUUGAACUACGAAAAUGCAGCUAUUCUCACCCUUGUACUCGCCUUGUCCCUGCCGCCUGCAAAGGCAAAGUCCAUGGCGGAGCUACUUCUGAGACUUGGUGCCAUGUGUUCCCAGGCGGAGGGCAAUGGACGCACCGCUUUCCACCAAUAUCUGAAGAGUGGAAAGUCUGAAAUGGUGGACUUGCUUCUAACCAAUGACAAGGCUGCCGCCAAGGCCGCAGUCAAUCAUCUCCUAAUGGCAGGUUAUUCUUGGAAUAUGACUGUGGAGGCGCCGCUUCAGAUCGCCAUUGAGAAUGGUGACAGCGUCAUGGCCAUCAAGCUCCUUGAUAUCGGCGCGAGGCCUGAGAUCGAUUUCGACACCUGGUUGAAGGCUUCCCAUUUCGCCACCGACGUCAAUGUUUCCUCCAACAAUCUGGAAGAUAACAAAAAAAUGUUCAAGAGGAACGUUGAGCAGCCUUUGCUCUGUGCAGUCCGAGCAGCAAGCGCCGAUGUCGCUCUUCGACUUAUUGAAGGGGGAGCAAGUGUCAAUUGCCUGACACCCACCUCGGAGCAGCUGCUCCAGAAUACUUACAUGAGAUCCCACAACAAGGGGGAGUCAAUUCUUGAUGUGCUUCAGCAUAUCAUCAAGAAAUUGAGUGAGCCCGAGGACAAGAUCUCGUAUCUGAACAAGCCCAAAUUGCUGCCUGGCAUGGACGAGUACUUGGCCAAGCUCACGCCUGGUUCGUAUCUUCAUACACUCGUGUCACACGACAUCAAGAACAAGAAGCGGGACUUUGAGGCAAGUCUCAAAUCUUACGAGGAGCAGUCCAAGAAGAUGGACGCCAGGGGUGGUGCCAAAGAGAAACAGGAGGCCAUUGAUUCAGCAAUUGCCGAGUUGAAAACGAUUGAAAGGGCAAUGAUUGCUGCCGGUGCAAAGACAUUCACUGAGUUGUAUCCCGACGUUGAGACGGCCAAGGAACACAAAAGCAAUCAGUACUAUGGAGCUGAGAAAGAAAAAGAAGCCGUCUACGAUUUUGACCUUUGGUUUCACAACGACCGCAAUAUGACAGACGGCCGCCGACAAGGAUAUAUUGAGCUAAUGGAGGCAGCAUGGCAAGGCGACAUCAGCAAGAUUAAAUCGUUCACGCUUCAGCCUUGGGGCCCCAAUCAAGAUCAGCCUCCUCUCAUGGCUGAUAUUCGCGAUAACCACAACCAUACGCCAUUUUCAUUUGCCUUUUUGAGAGGUCACUAUGGCGCUGCAAAGACGGUCCUCGACGUGAUGCAAGCGCAGUGGACUCCGCCGGAGAAAGACGAAGUCCGGUACAAGAUGGAUGGCGAUGAUGGUGACGGCGACGAGUACAGCGAUGAUAGGGACUGUUACUCGGAUGAUGACGACUCGGAGAAUCAUGUUCGGGUAGUUUCGGAAAAGGUGGACAAGAAGUACACGAUCGACAACAUCGGCGAGGUUUCUAUGCAGGUAAAGUCACACACUAAGCCUGCUGAGCGGCUCAUGGCCGGUUUCCGGGUCUUCACACUCGAUAACGGCGAGCUUGUCGAUGGCGAAGUCUACGGUACACUUUUCGCGCAUGUUAUCAAGAACGAUGACAUGACUGGCCUGAAGGAGCUGCUGGACAUGGCCCAGCACUUCUCUGAACCUCCCAAGGCGGGCGACGAGGAGAACAAGUCAACCUUUACCUUUAAAGACACCGACUUCAUCUUGGCUGUCAAGUCUGGAAACACGCAGGCGCUUCGCCAGAUCAUCAAAAAGACGGGUGCUGGAGUGCCACUGGACAGUCUUGUCAAAAAGAGCGGUGUCGAGCUAAAGCAGAAGUCUCGAUACUACGAGGGCCUGACUGUCUAUGGCAAAAAGAGAAAUGACUGGGCAACCGCCGGGCGCAACAUGGUGAUCCGAACCUCUGGCGUUCAGACACCGCCGCUCUUACACGCUGCGCUAGGCGGCCGGCUCGAAUGCGUCGAGUUUUUCCUCAGCGACGUUCCGCAUCGACUGUAUAGCGAGUUCUCAAAGACCAAGCAAGCACAGGAGGACUCGCGCCUGAAGCAUCUCAUGGAUGCUCCUGGCGGGUUCAACCGAGCAAUCUCCAAGUGGCUCGGGGCAGACAAUCCGGGCCCGGAAGCCAACGAACUUGUAGAGUAUUUGGUCGAGAACUCUCCCGUUUCUCUGGAAAAGAAGGCUGCCGGCGGAUGCACUCCGCUGAUGAUUGCCUGCCAGCUUGGGCGCAUCGGCUUCGUCAAAAUCUUGAUCGCCGCCGGCGCAGACCAGUCUACAAGAAACGACAAGGGCGAGAACAUUAUCCAUGCAGUAAUCAAGCCCGACAGCCCAGUCUGUCGCGCCCGAACCCUGCUCAACCUGUUGGACUCUGAUCUGCGCAAGCAUCUGUUCCAGCAGCGCCAAGCGCUCAAGGAGAACGGCACGUCCCCGCUGCACUCGUGGAUCCUGGGCUACAGCAGCCGCGACUACAACUCUGCUUCGACCAAGAAGGUGGUGGCCAUGCUCCGGCUCAUCCUCGAGUACUCCAACGGCGAGGAGCUCGACAUGCUCAACGGCGCCGGCGACACCUGCCUGCACAGUGCCAUCUCGCAGGGCCAGCUGGCCGUGAUCCGCUGCCUCGUCGAUUUCCGGCCGCAGCUGCUGUACCGCGAAAACGCCGUGGGCCGGACGCCGGCGGAGCUCGCCAACGACCAGCUGGCGGCGCGCGUCUUCCGCACCGCGCGCGACAGCAACCGGCGCGCAUACCGCAACGACGGCGCCAGCAGCAGCGCCCUGGCGCUCAAGCAGCGCGACCAGGGCGAGUUCCUGCUCGACAGGGUGGCGCAGGACGAGCUGCUCCAGAAGCAGGCCGACGCCAUGCACGCGGCGUCGGGCCUGGCCGAGGCGUACACGCCGCACCAGCUCGCGCGCAUCCUCGGCGCCAUGGGCCUCGACAACCCCAAGGACUGGGACCGCAACGACCUGCAGGCGUCGGACCAUCUCGCUGACCGCGUGGUCUGGGACCUCUGCGCCGGUGCCAUGCGCCGCCACGCGGGCAAGCGCCGCCUCGUGAGCCUCAACGAGGCCAACGACGUCGCGCGCCGCCUCGGCGAGAGCGACGUCACGUCCCGCUACUUUAGCGUCAACAGCCGCCACGCCGCCGACGACGACGACGCGGGGCAGGACGGGGACAAGGAGGAGGAUGAGGCCAAGAAACUGUCCGACUUUGUGCGCGAGUCGCUGCAGUGCGCCAGCCGGUGGCUCGUCCGGGCGGUGGAUGAAAAGGCGGAGAAGGGCAUCGCCAAGUGUGCGCAGUGCGACCAGCACCACACCGAGGAAGAGUAG